Molecule: messenger RNA, 774 nt
Organism: Coffea arabica (coffee)
Lineage: Eukaryota; Viridiplantae; Streptophyta; Magnoliopsida; Gentianales; Rubiaceae
Source: RefSeq, a predicted model, not a curated record
AUGACUGGUGAUGCAUCACAGUUCAUCAAGCUCAAGCAAAAAACAAGUGGAAAGGUUACUUUUGGAGACGAUAAUAAAGUCAAAACUGUUGGUAUUGGUGAUGUUGAAUUUUGUGACAACAAUGGCAUUAUACAUGAGUUUUCUAUUAUUAGAGUACCUCAGCAAAAUGGAGUAGUUGAAAGGAAAAAUAGAACUCUUCAAGAAGCUAAUAGAACCAUGCUCAGUGAAUACAAUUUACCAAAGUACUUUUGGGUUGAAUCUAUAAACACUGCAUGCUAUACCAUGAACAGAGUUCUCUUAAGACCAAUCUUGAACAAGACUUUAUAUGAGCUGUUGUUUGAUAAAAAACCUGUAGUUGAUUACUUUAAAGUUUUUGGUUGCAAAUGGUUCAUUCUGAACAUCAAGGAGCAUCUUGGUAUUCGAGAAGAAUUAAAGAGGCUAACAAUCAGCAAUCAAGGCACAGCUCCAUCAGAAAAUAAUUCAAAGGAAGAUGGAAAUCAAGACAGUCUUGCUAGAGAAGACAAUGACAGUGACACUGAAAUUCCAAAUGAUCUUCCAAGAGCCUGGAAAUUCGUUCAAAAUCAUCCCAAGGAACUUAUCAUUGGGGAUCCAUCUGAAAAGGUCAGAACACGUUCCUUCUCUAGACAAUUAAUAGAUAACUUUGCAUUGGUCUCACAUCUUGAGCCCAAAAAUGUUGCUGAUGCAUUAAAUGAUGAGAGCUGGAUUUUGGCCAUGGAAGAGGAGUUAAAUCAAUUUGAAAGAAAUAAGGUUUAG